Molecule: messenger RNA, 3556 nt
Organism: Glycine soja
Lineage: Eukaryota; Viridiplantae; Streptophyta; Magnoliopsida; Fabales; Fabaceae
Product: pantothenate kinase 2-like
Exons: 22
Coding region: 575-3307 (910 amino acids)
Biological process (GO): coenzyme A biosynthetic process
Cellular component (GO): cytosol; nucleus
Molecular function (GO): ATP binding; pantothenate kinase activity
Source: RefSeq, a predicted model, not a curated record
UUUGCACUUUGCAAUUGCAUUACCACAUUCUCUCUCUCUCUCUCUCUCUCCUCCUUUGAAAUCGAAGGUUCACUUUAUCUCACUGAUCCUAUCCCGGGAACACUUUCUGACUCAAGUCCUUUUCACACUAUUCAUUAAUCUCCCAUGGCUCAAGCUCCUAGCUUUCAAUAAAUUCAAAACCCGUUUCAUCGGCGCGUUAUUGCACUAUUCAAUCCCCACCUUUCAUUCAUUCAUUCAUUCAUUCAUCCAAAUCCCAUUCACAAAUUGCAAACACGUUCUUUUAUUUAAUAAUAAUUUCAUCAACGUGAAAAUGGCUUCUCGGUUAUCCCAUGUUAUUAUAUACUAGUAGUAACUGUAGUAGUAAAUAGUAAUUGACAUUAUAUUUAUAUAUUAAUUGUUAUAUUUUAUUUAUUUAUAGCACGAUGGAAGAGUGGAUAAAAUAUUAGCUUUGAUUGUUUGUUUGAAUCUAGGACAGGCACAGGACCAGUGCCGCCAAAUAUAGGGAGAGUAAAGGAGGCAGGUUGGUGGGGUUUUGGUUUAUUUGGGUGGUUCUGAUCCAUUUUCAUAUAUAAAAAUGGCUGGUUCUGUUCAAAACCAACAACAACAACAACUUCUUGGAAUUAUCGAAGAAGAAGAAGAGAAAUUGCAGAAACAGAAAGAAGAGACUGAGGGGAACAACAACAACAACAACAACACGCGGAAACAAGUGGGGAGUGACAUGGCUCCCACGGCAGGCAAUUCGAUCCACCGGUCGGGUUCGAGGCCUCAACUUGAUGUGAGCAAAGCUGAGAUUCAAGGGAAUGUGGAGGAGAAGUAUCCCACCAUUUUGUUGCCUAAUCAAUCUGAUGAUUUGUCUCAUCUUGCUCUUGACAUUGGAGGAUCUCUGAUAAAGUUGGUUUACUUUUCAAGACAUGAAGACCAAUCAGCGGAUGAUAAAAGGAAGAGAAGUGUGAAGGAGCGAUUGGGGCUUUCUAAUGGUAACAGGAGAAGCUUCCCUAUUCUUGGUGGAAGGCUUCACUUUGUGAAGUUUGAAACGAGAAAGAUUAAUGAGUGCUUGGAUUUCAUUUAUUCUAAGCAGCUUCACUGUGGUGGGUUGGAGUCACAUUACUCUGAUGGUGUGACUGACCAGAAUGGCAUAAUUAAGGCUACUGGAGGUGGAGCAUACAAGUAUGCUGACCUUUUCAAAGAAAGACUUGGGGUUAGUCUUGACAAAGAAGAUGAAAUGAAUUGUCUCGUGGCAGGAGCAAAUUUCUUGCUUAAGGCAAUUCGUCAUGAAGCUUUCACACACAUGGAGGGCCACAAAGAGUUUGUUCAAAUUGAUCCUAAUGAUUUAUUCCCUUAUCUUCUGGUUAAUAUUGGAUCUGGUGUUAGUAUGAUCAAGGUUGAUGGGGAUGGAAAAUUUGAGAGGGUUAGUGGGACAAAUGUUGGUGGUGGUACUUAUUGGGGUUUGGGAAGACUGUUAACAAAGUGCAAGAGUUUUGAUGAGUUGCUUGAGCUGAGUCAGAAAGGAGAUAAUAGAACUAUGGACAUGCUAGUUGGGGACAUUUAUGGGGGUUUGGACUAUUCUAAGAUUGGCCUAUCAGCUUCCACUAUUGCUUCAAGUUUCGGCAAAACAAUAUCAGAAAAAAAAGAACUUGAAGAGUACAGACCUGAAGACAUAUCACUCUCUCUUCUACGGAUGAUUUCAUACAAUAUUGGCCAGAUAGCUUAUUUGAAUGCAUUGCGAUUUCGGUUGAAGCGAAUCUUUUUUGGAGGAUUUUUUAUAAGGGGUCAUGCCUAUACCAUGGACACUAUUUCUUUUGCUGUACAUUUCUGGUCUAAUGGGGAAGCACAAGCAAUGUUCUUGCGACAUGAAGGAUUUCUGGGAGCUUUAGGUGCAUUUAUGAGUUAUGAGAAGCAUGGCUUAGAUGACCUCAUGGUGCAUCAGUUGGUGGAAAGGUUUCCAAUGGGAGCUCCAUAUACAGGAGGCAAGAUUCAUGGCCCACCACUUGGAGAUUUAAAUGAGAAGAUUUCGUGGAUGGAGAAGUUUUUGCAGAAGGGAACUGAGAUUACUGCACCUGUGCCAAUGACUCCACUUGCUGGAACUACCGGGCUUGGGGGUUUUGAAGUUCCUUUGUCCAAAGGAAAUACUCUGCGAUCUGAUGCAAGUGCUCUAAAUGUCGGUGUUCUCCAUCUAGUACCAACGUUGGAGGUGUUUCCAUUACUAGCAGACCCAAAAUUGUAUGAUCCCAAUACGAUUGAUCUCUCAGAUCAUAGUGAAUUAGAAUAUUGGCUCACCAUUUUAUCAGAGCACUUGCCAGAUCUUGUGGACAAGGCUGUAGCAAGUGAAGGUGGAACUGAUGAUGCCAAAAGAAGGGGUGAUGCUUUUGCUCGUGCAUUUUCAGCUCACUUGGCAAGGCUGAUGGAGGAGCCUUCAGCAUAUGGGAAGUUAGGCCUCGCCAAUCUCUUGGAAAUGAGGGAAGAGUGCUUGAGGGAAUUUCAGUUUGCUGAUGCCUAUAGAAGUAUAAAGCAGAGGGAAAAUGAGGCAUCGCUUGCUGUUUUACCUGACUUGCUGGUGGAACUUGAUAGUAUGGAUGAGGAAUCAAGGCUGCUUACGCUAAUUGAAGGUGUUCUUGCAGCAAAUAUUUUUGAUUGGGGAUCUCGUGCAUGUGUGGAUCUCUAUCAUAAAGGAACUAUUAUCGAAAUUUAUAGAAUGAGUCGCAAUAAAAUGCGUAGACCUUGGCGGGUGGAUGAUUUUGAUGAGUUUAAAGAGAGAAUGAAAAUGCCCUGUCAUAAGAGGGCUUUACUUUUCGUAGAUAACUCAGGUGCUGACAUUGUUCUAGGGAUGCUUCCACUGGCUAGGGAGCUCCUCCGCCGUGGAACUGAAGUAGUUCUGGUUGCAAACUCACUUCCUGCCUUAAAUGAUGUCACUGCAAUGGAGCUUCCAGAUAUUGUAGCUGAGGCUGCCAAGCAUUGUGACAUUCUAAGGCGAGCUGCUGAAGCUGGAGGCUUGCUUGUGGAUGCAAUGAUUAAUACUUCAGACAGCUCUAAGGAAAAUUCAUCUUCAGUCCCCUUGAUGGUUGUUGAGAACGGGUGUGGUAGUCCAUGUAUAGACCUAAGGCAGGUCAGCUCUGAGCUAGCUGCUGCUGCAAAAGAUGCUGAUCUGAUAAUUUUGGAAGGGAUGGGGAGAGCACUUCAUACUAACCUAAAUGCUCUGUUUAAGCAGGAUGCUUUAAAGCUUGCAAUGGUGAAAAACCAGAGAUUGGCAGAAAAAUUGGUUAAAGGGAACAUAUAUGAUUGUAUUUGCAAAUACGAGCCUGCAAGUUGAAAGCUUCUAUGAUCGCUGAUUGUCUAAUACAUGGCAUACUUGGGGGUGAAUGAAAGAAUCCUCAAGGAUAAUUGUGUAUAAAAUUUUACCUUGUACUUUUUGUUUCUGUGCACAGGGAACAUCCGAGCUUGGAGAAUAAGAGUUAAAAUGUAGCUUUUUAACUCCAUGGUUUUUAAUAUUAGUUUUGUGCAUUAGUUUAUUUGGAUUUAUGUUAGAUUUAAAAAUAUCAGCUAAUGUAAUUUUAGAUAA